Messenger RNA from Labrus mixtus (cuckoo wrasse), 1103 nucleotides. RefSeq names its product GTPase IMAP family member 7-like. Bases 132 to 947 code for a protein of 271 amino acids. Lineage: Eukaryota; Metazoa; Chordata; Actinopteri; Labriformes; Labridae. Gene Ontology annotation, molecular function: GTP binding. The transcript is spliced from 2 exons. The record is from RefSeq and is a predicted model, not a curated record.
GGUAGACAGAGAGAGAGAAAAAGGGGAAGGCAGAGGGAGGGAGGAGAGUAAUGAGACAAUAAAGAGAAGGUUCAGACACACACUGACAGAUUUCGUGGAUCAAGGUCAGGCAGUUCUCUCUGUACAACAGAAUGGCUUCACGCUCGACUAAAGUAUGCGGCUCUCCAGAUAUUCAAGAAGACCUCAGGAUUGUUCUGCUGGGGAAGACUGGCUCAGGAAAGAGUUCAACAGGGAACACCAUCCUGGGAAAUGAGGUCUUUAAGGCAGAAUUCUCACCAUCUUCUGUGACAAAGACUUGUAGAAAAGUAGUCUUCCAGUACAAAGACAGAAGAGUGAGGCUCAUUGACACGCCUGGGUUCUUUGACACAUCAACAGCAGAAGACGAGUUGAAAGAAGAAAUCGAGAAAUGUAUCCUCCUCUCUGUCCCAGGACCCCAUGUGUUCCUGCUUGUGAUGAGACUGGAUGUUCGGUUUACACAAGAGGAGAAGAACGCGGUCAAAUGGAUCGAGGACAACUUUGGUGCAGAAGCCUCCAAGUACACACUUGUACUUUUCACAAGGGGAGACGAGCUCGGGCAGAAAUCCAUUGAGACUUUUUUGGAGGAAAGCUCUGAUCUCAGGGAUCUCGUCAGAACGUGUAACGCCAGGUACAUUGUGUUUGACAACAAGAGCAUGAAUAAUCGCACUCAGGUGAAUGAUCUGUUUGAGAAGAUAGACGAGAUAGUGCAGUUAAAUGGUGGGCAUUACACCAGCAGCAUUUAUGAAGAGGCCCAGAGAAAGAUCAAGUCAGCUGAGAGGUGGAACAUCUGUGUAAAGUAUGCGCACAGGUUAGGUUCAGGCUUGAUAGGAGCUGCUGCUGGAGCUGCUCUACCUGCAGCUGGAGCUUUAUUCGCUGCAGAGGAAGUUGCUGCUCCGUCCAUUAUGUCAACUUUAAUGGGAUGGCUUUAGGGAUUUUUUAAAAUGUUGUUUAGGUUUCCAAGACUUUAAAGAUAGUUAAGUCAAGCUAUAACUUUCAGGAAAUUUGGGAAGUCUUACUUUUAUUUCCUUCCCUUAUUUCAUUUAUGCGCUCUGUGUAUGAGUCCCAGCCUGGGCCCCUCUUGAAAA